GGUUAACAUCCUGAUUAGUUUCAACUAGAGCGACUAGCAACGAAAGUCUAGGAAAAAUAAGAAUUUGAACGAAUGAUGUGAUAACGGUGGGAUUAAAUUAAGCUGUUAGGAAGAGGGGUACCUAUAGUGUAGAAAUUAAUCCCCCUCCCCCUACAAAUGUUGGUCCUGUGAAAAAGAUAAGUAAGAUAAAUGACGCAGGGAGUAAUCUGCUAGUUUACCGCGAAAAAACGGAAGUCGUUGUUGUUCUCCCGGCAAAUAAGCGGCAUCGAGAUGAACAUGUUCGAGGCGAAUAUGCGUAAAGUGAGCGAUUCGCUCUACAACGCGGUUCGAUUGGCGGCCGAGUACGGCAAUGAAGAGAUUAAAGAGCUUAAGCAGUACACAGAGAUGGCUGAAAAGCUGUGCGAGGCAGAGAGUCUCAUGAACAGCCACACAAAAGCAAUUGCAGAAGCCUCCCGCGAACAAACGAUUGACAGUUUCGACAGGCGAUAUCAAGCCGGCACAACGAAUAAGAAGGUCCAAGUCAAGGGCCACAAGCGUUACAAAGAUUUUGUGCAAUUUGCUAAACCACUGCUUGAUCCGGCUUCGGACGAAACCAGCGAUCAGCAGCAGUCAGCGAUCGAUGAGGAAUUGGUCAUGGAGGAUGACCCAAGCAGUAUGGUUGAUCCGAUCUUAAAGAAGCCGCUCGAGGUACCGGUGCGUAAUAUGGUGUGCAAUCACGUGUACGAGAAGAGUUCGAUCGAGCAACUGCUAAAGAUGAACGCCAAUACACGCUGCCCCGUGGUGGGCUGUGCCGCGCAAGGGUUCGUCAGUGCCCAGCAUCUGAAGCUUGAUGAACAGUUGCUGCGUAAAUUGCGCCGCUUAAGAGAUACCGAGCUAUAGAUAGUCCAUGCCUAAUUGAACCGUUCACUGAUUAUGUACAAAACACACGAAAUCUCGAAUCUCAUUUACAGAACAAAAAUAUAUCAGUUUCGUUCAUACUAUAUACGUUACGU
Molecule: messenger RNA, 992 nt
Organism: Anopheles darlingi
Lineage: Eukaryota; Metazoa; Arthropoda; Insecta; Diptera; Culicidae
Product: E3 SUMO-protein ligase NSE2-like
Exons: 4
Coding region: 271-879 (202 amino acids)
Biological process (GO): protein sumoylation; double-strand break repair via homologous recombination
Cellular component (GO): Smc5-Smc6 complex; nucleus
Molecular function (GO): zinc ion binding; SUMO ligase activity
Source: RefSeq, a predicted model, not a curated record